Ochotona curzoniae (black-lipped pika) is the source of this 409-nucleotide messenger RNA. RefSeq names its product small integral membrane protein 18 (gene SMIM18). Lineage: Eukaryota; Metazoa; Chordata; Mammalia; Lagomorpha; Ochotonidae. The record is from RefSeq and is a predicted model, not a curated record. The coding region runs from base 109 to 396 and encodes 95 amino acids. The transcript has 2 exons.
CUUGGCUGUGCACUAGACUGCAUUCCAAACAGACGAUACCAUCGCUUCAACAGCAGGCUCUCACGCAAGAGAUUUAAAACAACAAUACAAGAAGUAGAAUCUCUAAAAAUGGCAUCCAGCCACUGGAAUGAAACCACUACCUCCGUUUAUCAGUAUCUUGGCUUUCAAGUUCAGAAGAUCUACCCCUUCCAUGAUAACUGGAACACUGCCUGCUUUGUUAUCCUGCUGUUAUUUAUUUUUACAGUAGUGUCUUUGGUGGUGCUGGCUUUCCUUUAUGAAGUACUCGACUGCUGCUGCUGUGUAAAAAACAAAACUGUCAAAGAUUUCAAACAUGAACCUAACCCUCUCAGGAGCAUGAUGAACAACAUUAGGAAGAGGGAAACGGAAGUAGUGUGACCGCCUGCUGAAG